AUGGCCAAGACAUCUCUUCCUCCUGGAUUCCGGUUUCAUCCAACUGAUGUAGAACUCACAGUCUACUAUUUAAAGAGGAAGCUACUGGGAAAACACUUACGCUGCAAUGCUAUUACUGAGAUUGAUCUAUACAAGUUUGCCCCUUGGGAUCUUCCAGAGAGAGCUUCCUUGGAGAGUAACGAUCUAGUGUGGUAUUUCUUUUGCCCACGCGAUAGGAAAUAUUCUAGUGGGUUAAGGACUAAUCGCUCAACUGGAGUUGGAUAUUGGAAAGCUACCGGGAAGGACAGGCCGGUGGUAUAUAAUUCUAGGACUGUUGGGAUGAAGAGAACUUUAGUGUUUCAUCUUGGCAAGCCACCACGAGGUGAUAGAACUGACUGGGUAAUGUACGAAUAUAGGCUGGAGGACGAGGAACUAGCUGCUUCUGGUGUUAAACUGGAUGCCUGCGUUCUAUGCAAAAUCUUUCAGAAAAGUGGUCCAGGGCCCAAGAUUGGGGCACAGUAUGGUGCUCCAUUCAACGAAGAAGACUGGAACGAUGCCAGCAAUGUAGAAUGUUCUCCAUGUGCCCCUUCUGUGGCCCCUUGCGUACCUGAAUCAAGUCAUGGUGUGUUGAAUUUUGCUGGUCAACACCUGGCUGUGAGUUAUGAUGGCAAGGUUUCCUUGGGCUCCUCAGCAGAACGUAUCAACAGACCUGCUGUCAAUGGAGUUCAUCCUGAUAGACCUUCUCCUGAUAUUCCUAAUGAUUGCAUACACAUACAACUGCUAGCUGAGAUUAUCAGAUGUUCCUCAAUGCAUCUUUUAUGUACUGGUGGUGAAGAUGGUUUGCUGCCUGAUUCAACUGCUGACUAUGAUAGUGACAAUAGAGUAUCUUUGGAUGAUGUUGAAACAAUAUUCUGUGAAGUGGAUGAGCUUGGGCCCCAGGCUCUGGUGAACAACACUAAUCAUUGUGACUCAUGUGGUGAACAUUUGAUUCACCCUAUGCUGGUAGCACGAGGAGCCGAGCAGUACUUAGAGCUAAAUGACCUGUCCUUUUCUCUCACUGAUGGUCCUGAUUCCUGUGGCAUGCUGUUAUCCAAUGAUGUAUCUGUUGAGCAGCCACCAGAUCUUGAGCUCAGGUUUGAGCAAGUCUCUCCGGCCCACAUCUCCAAUACCGCUAAUGCUUCCACAUCAACAACUGCUGGUUCAUCUGCUUCAGUACCCUUAGCUGAGGAUCACAGGACCUGA
Messenger RNA from Miscanthus lutarioriparius, 1221 nucleotides. The record is from the annotation of a GenBank genome assembly. Lineage: Eukaryota; Viridiplantae; Streptophyta; Magnoliopsida; Poales; Poaceae.